AUGGAACCAAUUUCAGAUUUUAAAGUAUGGUAUUGUACUGGAACAUCAACAGGUAUUGGUUUAUCUAUUGUAAAGAAAUUAUUACUUCAACAAACUAAUAGAGUUGUUGCAAUCACUAGAAAUCCACAAAAAUUGGAAAAAGAAAUUCCUGUUGAACAUUUACCAAAUCUUUUAGCCAUUAAAACUGAUAUCACUAAUGAAGAAAGUGUUAAACAAUCAAUUUCAAAAACAAUGGAAACUUUUGGUAGAAUUGAUGUUGUUGUAAAUAAUGCUGGUGUUGGUAUUAUUGGUGCUGUUGAAGAGUUAUCAGAUCAAGAAUUCAGAAAAGCAUUUGAUGUAAACUUUUUUUCAGUUUUACAUGUUUGUAGAAAUGUUGCACCAAUUAUGAGAAAACAAAAGUCUGGUUUAAUUAUGAAUGUUGCAUCAGUGUUAGCUUGGUUCACAGUUGGUGAAUAUGCAGCAUAUAAUACUACUAAAUAUGCAUUAAAUGGAUUAACCUCGACAUUAGGCCAAGAAUUAGCACCAUUUGGUAUUAAAGUAGUAUUAUUAUCACCAAGUGGUUUCAAAACUAAUUUCGUAAAUGAUAAUAUGGAAUCUGCUAAAGUUAGAAUUGAAGGUUACAAAACUGAUGACCUUGCAAAAUGGUUAGAUGGUAUUGUAAAUGAAGCUAGAGGUGAUCCAGAUAAAUUUGCUGAUGCAGUUAUCGCUGUCUCAAAAAUGGAUGAAGUCCCUAAGAACCUAUUCUUAGGAACAGCAGCUGUUAAUUGGAUGGAAGGAGAAUUUAAAAAACAAAUUGAUGAAUUAAAAUUAAAUCAUGAAUUAACAAUUUCAACUGAUUUCCCAAAUUUACCACCAUUAUAA
Messenger RNA from Dictyostelium discoideum AX4, 861 nucleotides. Its product is annotated as short-chain dehydrogenase/reductase family protein. The transcript has 3 exons. Lineage: Eukaryota; Evosea; Eumycetozoa; Dictyosteliales; Dictyosteliaceae. The record is from RefSeq and is a predicted model, not a curated record. Bases 1 to 861 code for a protein of 286 amino acids.